GCCGUCCAAUUUCCAAAGCAACCCGACGUCUCCGCAAACGCCCAGGCGGCUCUGCUCCGCGCCACCCCUCUGGCGGCCACAGCAGCUGCCCGAUGUCGAGCCUUUGCAAGGUCACGGACGCGCUGUUUAUUAGCAAUUCUCGGUCAGCCUGCACGGAGAGUCUCCUCGCCCGAGAGGGAGUCACGUUCUGCAUCAACGUCUCCAGGCAGCAGCCGUUCCCCAGCUUGCAGCGAGUGCGCACUCUGCGGGUGCCGGUCUUUGACGACCCUUCGGAGGACCUCUAUAAAUAUUUUGAGCGCUGCAACGAGGCCAUCGAGAGCGCGCUCCAAAGCGGCGGGAAGUGCUUGGUGUACUGCAAAAAUGGUCGGAGCCGGUCUGCAGCCGUUUGCACGGCUUACCUGAUGAAGCACCACAAGCUUAGCCUGAAGGAUGCCUUUGAGACUGUGAAGACUGCCAGGCCCGUGGCAGAGCCCAAUGCAGGAUUUUGGUCUCAGUUAGAAAAAUAUGAAGAACAUUUACAUAUGCAGGAUCAGGUGGCUCCUUCUUUAAAAGGAACUUUGUAAUAAAUAUAAUUUUAAUGCAUAUGGGAACAUUCUUUAAAAUAGUAUGUGCUUUAAAAGAUCCUGGAAAAGGCUGGAAAAACCACCAGAAGGCCGUAUAAUUUACCUCACCCAGGAAAUGUUCUUCUGGCAGGUUAGCCUGGUGUUGAAAAGUGUUUGUUUUUAGCAGGGAAAUAUGAAGUUACAAGGCAAAUGUUUCAGGUAUGAAAUGAAACAUAAUAACGUUGUUUUCCUUGAACAAACCGAAAAUGGUCUGUGGAUAGCUAGUCUUCCAUCUUUGCAGGCAGAUGUGACGGGGCUUUAAUAAAUUGUGGGAUAGAAGGCUGAAAUUUUUUAAAUGCAUGUUCUAAUGAAAUACUGCUAUGUAUUUUAUUUCAAUAACAACACUAUACAUUAUGAGCAUGUUACAAACAUAGAGAUAUUAAAAUGAUAAUCAGUCUA
Messenger RNA from Eublepharis macularius, 1001 nucleotides. It is a transcript of the gene DUSP28, whose product is annotated as dual specificity phosphatase 28. The record is from RefSeq and is a predicted model, not a curated record. Gene Ontology annotation, cellular component: cytoplasm. NCBI's taxonomy places the organism in Eukaryota, Metazoa, Chordata, Lepidosauria, Squamata, Eublepharidae. Gene Ontology annotation, biological process: protein dephosphorylation. The transcript is spliced from 2 exons. Gene Ontology annotation, molecular function: protein tyrosine/serine/threonine phosphatase activity. The coding region runs from base 93 to 563 and encodes 156 amino acids.